UACACGGAAGUAGCAGCGGAGGAAUGAGCAGACGGGUGAUCGCAGCUGCUGCAGAACCUCAUUUGUCUCGUUCCUGGCUACUUGACAGAGGUGAAGACCGCGCUGUUGAUGACCGCAGUGCCACCGACACGCUCCCGGAGAUCGACCGUGUCAGGACUCCUCACAUCUCAGCCUCCUGGACCAUGGGGAGGAAAGUGACGAGAGAUGAGCGAAUGUCCGCUUAUCAAAUUUGUUUGUGAUUCAAAGGGGAUUGCAGAGAAGAUGACGUCGUACUCCUCCAGAGAGGCAGAGCUGCAGAAGCUGCGCGACGCCCUAACGGCAGAGAAGAAGACACUUUUAGAGGAGAUGAAGAUGAGCGAUGAGCCGCAGGAGUCGCGCCGCCAGUGGUCAGAGGCCGCACAUGGCAGAAAUCGGGCUCUUCUUCAGGAUUUGCGGAAAGCUGAGAAGACUUUAAGGAGAAGAUCACAAGUCGCCCCUAACCACGCGAUCAUGGAACUCGAGAGUGACUAUUGGAAAUCUGUGGAACAGGAACUUCCUAAAUGGGAGCAGUUUCUACUCAGAAAAUCUCAGUUGCCUUUUGGAAUGAAAGAAAACCAGCAGAAGCUCAAACAUUCCCAAACUAUGCAGACACCGAGGAGAAGGAACCUGCCUCCUUCAGGCUGCAGCUCAAGCACUUUUCCAAGAUAGCCUCACAUCACGGGCCAGGUUUAUCCGUCUCUGUACUCCAGUAUGCCAUCUCCAGCCAUAUACUGACUCGCGUCUGCAUUUCCAAUACAUUUCCAAAAGGACAUGUUGAGAGUUGUAGUCCCGCAACAGAUGUGCAUGAGUACAUGCUCCGCAACCUAGACCUUAAAACCAGACUAGGAGGACACAUGGGGCUUCACACAACACUUUACAUAUAGAAACCACCACAAUCAGGAGUUACAUAUAAAACAAUAGGAAGUAUAAUCCAACAACUCACACAAAUAAAGACUCAAUGUCGCCCGUAGUAAGAAAUCAGAUUCCAGAAAGGAAAGGGAGCAGAUUGGUUGAGAUGAUCAGCGCUUGAAUGCUCUCCUGCUUCCAUCUAAUGGAUAGGGGCCAAGUGUUAGAUCGGUGAGGAUUCUUCUACCACUGGGACCUCCAAUGAUCGCAAGAAUGGGUAUCCUGUACCCUUUAGAGACCCCCGAAUCUAACAGAGCAGCAGUUCCAGCAUGCGCACUGCCGCUCCAUUCAUUUCUAUGGUCGUUCCAGAGAGAGCCGAGUCCAGCGCUGGUCUAUUUCCAGAACUGAGACGAAUGCAGCAGAAGUCGGUAUGCCCAUCCUGCUGCUCAGUUUGUUUUGGGGGGAAGGGGGGGGGGGUUCCACAUUCUCUUGGUCAGUGGUGGUCCUGGCGGUAUGAUCCGCACAAAUCUAAUUGUUUAUUCCCUAUCCUGCGGGUAGGAGAAUAACUUGUAAGAACCGGAAUACCUCUUUAUGGCUAUAUGCUUUUAGUUGCCUCGGGAGAUUUCUUGCGGCUUUCGUCCAGUGGUAGACAUCUGCAACUUUUUGGACUAUAUAGACUUCUUCCACCGACGGGAUCGGUCAGCUGAUUACGCUUCCUAUGUAAGUGCAUGUGCAGGUCCAUACUCCUAGUAGUCUAAAGGGUGCAAAAAAUGUCCCCUUUAGCUAAUUGAGGAGCUGGAAGAAUACAUUGGGCUCCUAGUAAUGAGUCCAGUGUAUUUAUGAGGAGAGUGCUCCCCCCCGUCUGUUGCACUUCCCCCACCCUUCAGACACAGCGGGUGGAUUACAUUUGUCAAAAACUGAUGCUGUAACACGUGGCAGAUUUUCCAACUGCAAAUGUGUGAACAUAGCCCGAUUUGUUUACCAUGGAGAGGCUUAGAAGCUGUAGAAACAAAACGGCAGAACGUUUCUAAUUAAAUCCCAUUUCAAAGAUUCUUCAUUUCUUGUUUUAUAAUUAUUGGGACAAAUAUUAAAAAGUUUGCAAUGGUGGACCUAGCUUUUAGCACCUUGACAUAAGUGUACAUCCAUGCUCAGCCUGCACCACAAGCAGUGGGCGCCCACCGUGUAACACAGCCAACACCCGCCUGCAGUGACAGGGAUCGGCGAUAACGUCGAUCCUUGUCAUUGUCAAGAGAAACGGCAUCUGAGAGGUUAGUCAGGGGGAGGAGGCUUCCUGUAAUCUCCAAUCAGCCUCCCCGUGGAGAAAUCACAGGGCGCAGAUUAGUUCCUGAGGCAGAGCCUAAUAGCAUGGAGAGUCCCCAUAGACUGCAAUAUUAAACUAUGCCAUCAAACAACCACAUAUUCAAGUCAAGUUAAAAAGGUAAAAAUAAUUUUAAAAAAAUCACCCCAUUUCCCAAUUUUACAUAUACAAUAAACAAAAAAAAUAAUCCUAAUUGGCAUAGCUGUGUCCAAAAAUGUUCACAUUAUUAGAAUAUGAAAGUAUUUAUCCG
Bufo bufo (common toad) is the source of this 2432-nucleotide messenger RNA. It is a transcript of the gene CEP15, whose product is annotated as chromosome 9 C3orf14 homolog. The coding region runs from base 205 to 687 and encodes 160 amino acids. NCBI's taxonomy places the organism in Eukaryota, Metazoa, Chordata, Amphibia, Anura, Bufonidae. The transcript is spliced from 6 exons. The record is from RefSeq and is a predicted model, not a curated record.